AUGCCCGGCACCGCAGCCGUGAAGCAUCUCAGUCAACUCUCCAAGGUAGUCAAACGCAAGCUGUCCCUCUUCUGGGGAGAAGCUCUCGGAGGCUCGACCCGUAUCAAUGCAAUGGUCCUCACGCGCGGUCCGCCCAGCAACUAUAACGACUGGUCCCAGGAGUACGGGCUCAAAGACUGGGCCUGGGAGAGAGUAGAGCCUUACUUUAUCAAGAGUGAGAACGCCAUAGGCCAUCCAAAAGCUCUAUAUCGAGGCCACCGGGGGCCGGUCGAAAACCGUCAGAUGCCCUUGCCAUUCUCCUGCUACCCAUACAUUGAGAUAGCCGCUCGCAAGCUGGGAUUUCCCAUCUAUGACGACUGUAACAAUCCAGCAGCGGGUGCGCAGGGAUACUUUAGCCUCGACCACACCAUCAGCGCGAGCGGUCGGCGCUUCUCUGCGUACCAGGCGUGGCUAAACAAAGACGUUGCCAUCGCUCGAAAGUCUCACCUCACUGUGUGCACCGGCGUGACCGUCUCCAAGCUCGAAAUCGACCCGGAAUCGCGGAGGGCAGUUGGGGUUAGAAUCCACGGGAAAGGGAAGACGAGCGACGAAGAUUAUCGCGUCAAGGCACGACGGGAAGUGGUCUUAUGCGCUGGUGCAAUAGGGACUCCACCGAUAUUGAUGCGAAGUGGCAUCGGACCCGAAGACCAACUCGACCAACUCGGCAUUCCCAUCGUCCAAGAGUCGUCCGCGGUGGGCAACAACCUCAUGGACCACAUUUCUGUGCCCAUCAUGUGCAAGCUCCCGGCCCGGGAUACCAUCCACAGCCUCUACAAUCCGCUUGUCUUCAUCUGGCAACUCAUCCUCUGGAUCUUCUUCGGCCGCGGCCUCCUGGCACACUCUUCAACAAGCUCAACCAUCUUUGCUCGCAUGACUGCUAUCGAUGAUACGACUCUGCAAGUCCAGACGUCGCGCGAUGGAAUCGACACAAUGGACCCAAUGAAUCCACAAAACGUCCCUGAUGUAGAAAUCAUGGUGAUUCCUGUGUCUUGCUACCUCGAUGUGAAUGUAACCACCCAUCCGCUGAUGACUUGGCAAUGCACGCUGGUCCAGCCCUUCAGCAAAGGAAGCCUCCGACUGGCAACCACCAGUCCCGAGCAUUUCCCCGAAGUGAUCCAUCCUCUCCUUCGAGACGACAGAGACCUCGUGCCUAUGCGAAAGGCAAUCCGCAUGUCGCUACGUCUCGGCCAGGAAUUUGCUCGCUCGGGAUACCCUCAUCCCGCGCCUGUGCUCUACGGACCUGGCAUGGACCUGCAAUAUCUCGAUAGCAUAUUUGGAUUUGUUACGCAGCUGCCAGAUAAAGAGGAAGACAAAAAAGGUGAAAUAACGGAGCUCCCGGAUUGGCAGACCAUCUCGGACAAAACCAUCGAUGAGUACGCACAUCGCACCUACCAGAGUUCUCUCCACUAUGCCUGCACCUGUCGAAUGUCCCUGGAUCCGGCAGACGGCGUCGUGGAUCAGAGGCUACGGGUCUUCGGAGUCGAGCGCCUCCGUAUAGCCGACGCCAGCGUGUUUCCCAAGAUCCCGAGUGGACACACAAUGGCACCAACCAUGAUGGUGGCUGAGCGAUGUGCCGAUUUCAUCAAGGAGACGUGGCGUGAUAAGGAGUCGCUGCGUAUCUGA
This is a messenger RNA of Trichoderma citrinoviride, 1662 nucleotides long. Its product is annotated as GMC oxidoreductase. The record is from RefSeq and is a predicted model, not a curated record. The transcript has 2 exons. The coding region runs from base 1 to 1662 and encodes 553 amino acids. Gene Ontology annotation, molecular function: flavin adenine dinucleotide binding; oxidoreductase activity, acting on CH-OH group of donors. Lineage: Eukaryota; Fungi; Ascomycota; Sordariomycetes; Hypocreales; Hypocreaceae.